GGCGACGAGGUGUAUGUAGUGUUGCGCCUCACGUCACCUCUCCCCUUCCCUCAGCAUGUUUCGCAAGCAGCUUGUGCAAGCAGCCUUGAAGUCGACAAGACUACCAGCCAACAAAGGACCCGGCAUCCGUCACAUCUCAUCUUCAUAUGUCCGCUUCAACGCAACACCUCUAUCCUCGCAAGUCGACCGCGUAGCCCGAGACGAGCCAUUCGACCGGACCGGAAGCUCAUCAAAAGGCUACCAACAGUCUUCAAAACUUGAUCGCCAAUCGGGCUUCGAACCAAGCGCAGUCAGCAGUCAAAAACCAUCGGUCCGACAUCUCUCAAAGCAUCCAUUGCCUCGAUUCGAAGCUGGAGAUGUCGAUCAUCUAUCCUUGCGAUUUGAGGACGGAUCCUUGAAAAUUGUCGAUGAGCGGGAGGGCCGGUCCACGACGAUACCCGGCCGCUGGUUGAGGGACAAUUGUGCCUGCUCGCAAUGCCGCAACGGCGAUACAGCUCAACGACAAAUCAAUGUUUUCAAGGGAACGCUCGACUGCACUGUCAUAAACUGUGACAUCGCGAAUGGACAGGUUGGAUCAGCUACAGUGACUUUUAGCGAUGGUCAUCAGAGCGAGUUCCCUACGCAGUCACUGCUACGGCGGAGAAGUGACGGCGUCACAAAAGGCCGAUAUGGUCGCACAACAAUCAAACCAUGGACAGCAGAUAUUGCGAGCUCACGACCAUCGGUGCCAUACACAGAAAUGUCCAUCGACGCCGGUAUGGGCACAUUGCUGCACAGAAUACGUACAUACGGCUUCUGCAUAAUCGAGGACCUUCCUGCAACACCCGAAGCAACCGAAUCUCUCCUCGAAUGCAUCGGACCCAUCAGAAACACACACUACGGCGGCUUCUACGACUUCACAUCCGACCUCUCCUCCAAAGACACAGCCUACACCAGCGAAAGCCUCGAACCUCACACAGACAACACCUACUUCACCGAACCCGCCGGCCUGCAAGCCCUCCACAUGCUCUCCCACACCGACGGCUCCGGCGGCGAAAGCUCCCUCGUCGACGGCUUCAACGCCGCUCUCCAGCUCUACAACACAGACCCUGAAGCCUACCUCACCCUCAGCAACACUGGCGUCUACGCUCACGCUAGUGGAAACGAAGGCAUCAGUAUUCAACCUGCUCAAGCCUUCCCUACCCUGUCCCACCAUCCCGAGCAAGGUUACCUAACGCAAGUGCGCUGGAACAACGCCGAUCGAGCGGGUAUCGCAGCGGACUUUGCAGAUGUGGAUAGGUGGUACGAUGCGGCGGCGAAGUUCGAUGCGCUGCUCAAUGAUCCGAAGAAUGUAUACUGGUUCCAGCUGAAGCCUGGGCAAUUACUGCUGUUUGACAAUUGGCGAGUCUUGCAUGGGCGAGCGGCGUUUACGGGGAAGCGGAGGAUGUGUGGCGGGUAUAUCAAUCGGGAUGACUUCAUUUCGAGGUAUCGGGCGACGAAUUUGAGUGAGGGGGAGGUCAGGCUGGCUACGGUUACGGGGUGAUGAUAGACACUGAAUUAUAGCAUCAGAAGGCUGACUGCGGGUCCAAUGUGAUUGCUCA
This is a messenger RNA of Zymoseptoria tritici IPO323, 1580 nucleotides long. RefSeq lists its product as uncharacterized. Gene Ontology annotation, cellular component: mitochondrion. The record is from RefSeq and is a predicted model, not a curated record. Gene Ontology annotation, molecular function: trimethyllysine dioxygenase activity; iron ion binding. Gene Ontology annotation, biological process: carnitine biosynthetic process. The coding region runs from base 56 to 1522 and encodes 488 amino acids. Lineage: Eukaryota; Fungi; Ascomycota; Dothideomycetes; Mycosphaerellales; Mycosphaerellaceae. The transcript is spliced from 9 exons.